Lodderomyces elongisporus is the source of this 1680-nucleotide messenger RNA. It is a transcript of the gene ALG9, whose product is annotated as dolichyl-P-Man:Man(6)GlcNAc(2)-PP-dolichol alpha-1,2-mannosyltransferase. NCBI's taxonomy places the organism in Eukaryota, Fungi, Ascomycota, Pichiomycetes, Serinales, Debaryomycetaceae. Gene Ontology annotation, cellular component: endoplasmic reticulum membrane. Gene Ontology annotation, biological process: protein N-linked glycosylation. The record is from RefSeq and is a predicted model, not a curated record. Gene Ontology annotation, molecular function: alpha-1,2-mannosyltransferase activity. The transcript has a single exon. The coding region runs from base 1 to 1680 and encodes 559 amino acids.
AUGACGAAGCUAACACGGUUGCAGUAUGCAUUGGUCCUACUAAAUGUGAUUUUUCGACUAUACUCUGCAUUGUACAUGAUCAUUGGGGAUUGCGACGAGACUUUUAACUACUGGGAACCAUUGAAUUUACUACUUCGAGGCUUUGGGAAGCAGACAUGGGAAUAUUCGCCAGAGUUUUCCAUAAGAUCAUACGCCUACUUAGUACCAUAUUAUAUUGUUGGCAAAGCUUGUCAAUUUUUGGCUGGUGUCUCACCUGUGAAUAUAUUCUACGCCGUUAGGAUCGUGGCGCUUGCAGGUAUCACUAGUUUAUGCGAGCUCAAGUUUUUCGUCACGAUGAACCAGUUCUCUACCAGUGUCGCCAAUUGGUGCAUUUUUUUGAGCACAAUUAGUCCCGGGAUGAGCCAUGGUGGUGUUGCACUAUUACCUAGUUCGUUGGCUUUGCAAACCACGCUUUUGGCGAAUUCGUACUUGCUCUCUGCCACAAAAUCUGUUCAGAAUAAGAGCGUAGAGAGAAAUUUGAUAAAGGCCGUUGGAUGUUACUUUAUUGGUGGAAUUUUGGGAUGGCCUUUUGCUUUGGCGUUGGGUCUUCCGAUUGGGCUAUACAUUUUAGCAAGAAUUGCAAAACAAAGUACCAGUCCCUCGGUCUUGGUAAGUGUAUUUGUGGUUGCAAUUUCGAUUAUGGUUCCCGUGGUAUUGAUUGACUCUUAUUUUUUACAAAAGUGGGUCUUUAUUCCUGCAAACAUUGUUUUGUACAAUGUAUUUGGUGGCGACGGUGAAGGGCCUGAGAUAUUUGGAGUAGAACCAUGGACAUAUUAUGUGUUGAAUAUGGCGUUAAAUUUCCAUGCCAUUGUUCCCUUGAGCAUAGCAGGAACCUUGUUCAACCCGGUAUUCACCAACCUCAAAAAAUUUUCAUUGCUUGUCUCUUUGCAGUUGAUUAUUUGGUAUGCAAUCUUUUUCAGUCAACCUCAUAAGGAAGAAAGGUUCAUGUACCCUAUUUAUCCAUUGGUCUCAAUCCUGGCGGCAAUUUUCAUUUCCAAAGUAUUCAACGUUUUAAAGAAAAUAUCUGUGGCUAGACGCUUGCAAUUUGUGGCAAAGAUUGCCACGGUUUUGUUGUUGUUUACCAUAUCAGUGCUUAGAAUAUUUAAUUUAGUGGAGAACUAUGCUGCUCCUUUACAAGUGUUUUACAAAUUAGCACAGUUACCAUCUAUACCUGGAGACCUGGUGAAUAUUUGUAUGGGUAAGGAAUGGUAUCAUUUUCCCAACUCGUUUUUUUUGCCAGAUGGGUACAGAUUACAAUUUGUAGAAUCCGGGUUUGAUGGCUUGUUACCAGGUGACUUUUAUGAGCUGAAGAGUAUUGUUGAUUCUACUACAUUUGUCCCAAUGAAUAUGAACAAUAAAAAUAAAUUCGAGCCUGAUAAGGUGGUUGAUCUUGCUACUUGCGAUUAUUAUGUGGACAAUUCGCAAUCAGAAAGUACGCCUCAACUCCUUAACCCUGACUUGAGUGUUGAUAACGAGUGGGAUGUUUUGCAAUGCGAUAAAUUGCUCAACCCUCAUGGCUCGCAUAAUAUGCUUGGGAAGAUGCUAUACAUUCCUACACCUUUAAGGAAAUGGAUUCCUUACAACGUCGAGUAUAUGCAGUUUUGCAUUUUAAAGAAUAGAAUUGAAAAGCAACACCCUUGA